CUCUGACUCCGCAACACCGAGGAAGUCAACUCACUUAAUCAAAGGCAUUGUCUCUCUUUUCUUCCUUUACCAUAUCUUUCCCUACCCCUAGAUUUCAACCUAACCCACCAAUCCUCCCGACCUUCUUUUCAAUCCCCAAUCUAGAAAUCCCAAACAAGCCACCCUCAAAAUGCCACCCCCGGGAACCCCCCUCAAACUCCUCUGCCUGCACGGCUACACGCAAUCGGGCGCCCUCUUCCACGCCAAAACCCGCGCCGUGAUCAAGCACCUCACCAAAGCCUUGAGCCCCACCUACACCGUGACGACUGCCUACCCGACGGGCCCGCACCGCCUGUUACCGUCUGACAUCCCGGGCUACGAGCCCCCGACCACGCAAGGCGGGAUUGCUGCCACCGAAGAGGUUGCCGACAACGACCCCGAGGCCUACGGCUGGUUCCGCCGCUCCAACACCGCCAACCCCCCGCUGUACGCGGGCUUGGAGGAGGGCCUCACCACGAUAGCGCAGGUCAUCCGGGAGGAAGGCCCCUUCGACGCGGUGGUGGGGUUCUCGCAGGGCGCCGCGAUGGCCGCGAUGGUCGCGUCUUUGCUGGAGACGGGCCGGUUGCAGGUGUUUGAGGGGUUGGAGAAUCCCGAAAAUGCGUGUGCGGGGACGGAGUUUACUGGGGUGGAGGGGUUCAAGGUGCCGGAGGCUAGUACUGAAAAUGGGGGGAGGCAGAAGCAGGGCCCGUUGAAGUUCGCGGUGUGCUACAGUGGGUUCCGCGCGCCGGGGCCGCGGUAUCGCGCGUUCUAUGAGCCGGGGAUCAAGACGCCCGUGUUGCAUGUGCUGGGCACGUUGGAUGCCGUGGUGGAUGAGGGGCGGAGUCGCGCGUUGAUUGAGGCGUGUUUGGGGGAUCCGGAGGCCCAGGGGAGGGUGGUCUUCCAUCCCGGUGGGCAUUUUGUGCCGAGUCAGAGGCCGUAUUUGGAUGCUGUGGUGAGGUUUAUCAGGGAGGUUUUGGAGGCCGAGGAUGGGGGCACGAAGAAAGGGGUCAUGGAUGAGGAUGUUAAUGAUAUGGAGUUGCCGUUUUGAGUUUAUGCGCUAAAUAGAUGUUGAGGGUGUAUAGAGAGAGAGAGAGAGAGAGAGAGCGAGUGUGUGAGAGGCUACUAUAGAUAAUCGUCAUACCAUCCU
Molecule: messenger RNA, 1165 nt
Organism: Aspergillus uvarum CBS 121591
Lineage: Eukaryota; Fungi; Ascomycota; Eurotiomycetes; Eurotiales; Aspergillaceae
Product: alpha/beta hydrolase
Exons: 2
Coding region: 170-1066 (298 amino acids)
Cellular component (GO): nucleus; cytoplasm
Source: RefSeq, a predicted model, not a curated record